CAAUGAGAGCCGGCGAAGCGGUUUCUUUGGCUGUGAUUUGGACUCGGUGAGCACGUUGUCACGUUAUCGACGCUCGAAAUCUUACCGUGACACGUGCAGACACCGAAUUUUCCGAACGUUUUUUAAUCUUCGCCGACAAAAUUAACUUGUCACAAGGGGUGUCAAUGCGCGCGUAAACAGGGUUAAGUGAGUUGUCAUACGUUUAUCUUCGCGUGUAAUUAUGACCCGCUAAUUUUUAAUUUUAUGACUGAUGCAAUUCCGUCUAUUGUUGUGCGUCUCGAUGACACGUGCGUUUUUCUUUCGCUCUUGCUGAUGAGAAAUGUCAAAGCGUCGACGUUGCCGGACUCCCUCGGUUUGACAGUCUUCCCUUUUAAUAUAAUACAAAACAUUUCAGCAGAAGUUUGGUUAGAGAAGUGUACAUGUGCGUAUUGUAAAAAUGAAUAAAGCAAGUGGCACGCAACCGAACGUCGACCUGGACGAUCCGAGGUAUCGUAUCAAACCGUAUCAACAAAUCAUAGCUUCUUGCACCGGUGCGUUCAUCACAUCGGUGUUCGUUACUCCUCUCGAUGUGGUAAAAAUCCGCAUUCAAACCCAGCAGAAGGCAAUGCUCUCCAACAAGUGUUUUCUGUACUGCAACGGUCUGAUGGAUCACUUGUGUCCUUGUAACGGCAAAAUGCCCGAGUGGAUGAGAAGAAACGGAAAAUUCAAUGGCACAGUGGACGCUUUAAUAAAAAUCAGUAAAACAGAGGGUGUGACGUCGCUGUGGAGUGGUCUGAGUCCCACUCUUGUUCUUGCUAUACCUGCUACUGUUGUAUAUUUUGUUUCUUACGAACAGUUGAGAUUAUACUUUAAGGACACAUACAAUAAAAGGUAUAAGAAAAAAAGUACCAAUAUGGAACAACCAUUUUGGAUUCCCAUAUUGGCUGGUGGUAUAGCACGGGUCUGGGCUGCUACACUGGUCAGCCCUGUAGAGUUGAUAAGAACGAAAAUGCAAUCGCAGAAGUUAAAUUACGCAGAAAUCACACAGGCGCUAAAAACGGUUAUAAAAUACAACGGUAUUCCUGGAUUGUGGAUGGGAUUGAGCUCAACGCUUCUUCGCGAUGUUCCUUUCAGCGCCAUAUAUUGGCUGAAUUACGAAACUAUAAAGAGUUUCACCUCGCAGCAUACUUUCGCUUUUAAUUUGGCGGCAGGAGCUACAGCCGGAUCUAUAGCAGCGUUUGUUACUAUACCAUUUGACGUAGUGAAAACGCAUCGGCAAAUCGAGAUGGGAGAAAAGGAAAUUUAUUCAGAAAAACCUAUUCGCAGCAGCAGCACGUGGAGAACGUUACAGAGAAUCUAUUACCAGAACGGGGUGAAGGGUUUGUUCUCGGGAUUGAUACCGCGUUUGAUAAAAGUGGCACCGGCCUGCGCGAUAAUGAUUUCGACCUUCGAACACGGCAAGCGAUUUUUCUACUCGUACAACGCCAAAAGAGCAGUCGACUUCGAGGUCGACAGGGACGUACAUUUGCUGCAGCACAAAUCCAAGAGUACAAAAUGACACAACUGCAAAUUAUCGCAAAUUGUACAGACCUGCAAUAAAGUUACGUUUG
This is a messenger RNA of Pseudomyrmex gracilis, 1589 nucleotides long. RefSeq names its product solute carrier family 25 member 40-like. Gene Ontology annotation, biological process: mitochondrial transmembrane transport. The transcript has 7 exons. Lineage: Eukaryota; Metazoa; Arthropoda; Insecta; Hymenoptera; Formicidae. The coding region runs from base 437 to 1537 and encodes 366 amino acids. The record is from RefSeq and is a predicted model, not a curated record.